Meira miltonrushii is the source of this 2490-nucleotide messenger RNA. RefSeq lists its product as uncharacterized. Gene Ontology annotation, molecular function: metalloendopeptidase activity. The transcript has a single exon. Bases 149 to 2317 code for a protein of 722 amino acids. Gene Ontology annotation, biological process: membrane protein intracellular domain proteolysis; regulation of response to endoplasmic reticulum stress. Lineage: Eukaryota; Fungi; Basidiomycota; Exobasidiomycetes; Exobasidiales; Brachybasidiaceae. Gene Ontology annotation, cellular component: membrane; cytoplasm. The record is from RefSeq and is a predicted model, not a curated record.
CUUCCGGUAACAACAUAAAGGCCUCCAUUGCUCAUAACGAUUUAACGAGAAGGACGAAAUGGAUCCUAGAUAGAUCUCAUUGCGGAGAAGAAAGGAAAGUGAUUAGUGAUCAACCCUCGAAGAUCAUUCCAAGGGAAAUUUUGAUCCGAUGGCGAUCGCUACAUUGGUGCAAGGCAUCAUCGUAUUGAGCUUACCUUGGCUUGCCUUGGAGCUUAUCGAUUUCUACAUACGCAAUCAUGGGUUGAACAAAAACAUCCAAAUACCUUUAAUACAAUUCUAUUCACACAGGAUAGCCAACAAUCUUUCCAUUUCUCGAGGCACAUUUUGGAUCAAAUUGGAAACAACAGCAUUCAAUACUCUUCCGGAAAAUUUUUUGAAUAGGAUAAUAGGAUCUAAAAGCUUCUCGAAUCUACCUUAUGAUCGCGAAGACAUCUCACAACGCUCUCGACAGAAUGGCACUGCGAAAUCGAAUCGGUCUAAAUUGUUGUCCAGAUUGUACGACCUUGGCAUCGUUUUUGCAUUUCUGGCAUUCUUUGCUAGCCUGACAAUCAUUGUAUGGGGAGCCUUUGUGCUCAUAGGAGAUAUCGUUGGGCUGAUGCAAACACAGCCUGUUGAUGUAAUUGAGAAGAGUGUAGAAGCACAAGCAACAGAGAUGGCACAGGUAUACGGUAACAUACAACGAAGACAGCUAUCAACCAAUCAAGCGAUGACACCCACUCCACAAGACUCAAAUACUUCUGCAUGGACGCCAAACUUGAAACCACUUAUACCCGGAUUGACAUUACCAUGGACUCACCUCUUGCCAUUGGUGAUCGCUCUUGUUGUCACACAAGUAUUACACGAAGCAGGCCACGCAAUAUGCGGCACACUCCAUGACCUCCCUCCACUGCGAACGGGGAUCAUGUUUCUCUAUCCUAUAAUACCCGGCGCAUUUGUGGUAUUGCCACGAACAGCGUCUUCCAUUGGACCAGCAAAUGAUGAUGCAGAGGAAGAUGAGAAUCAAUCAUGGCAAGAACUCGAAAGAGGAUUAGCAAGCGAAGAGGAAGACGAAGAUUUUUAUCCUCAUGUAUCUCUGCGUGAAAAGAUGCAAAUCGUUUCUGCGGGUGUUUGGCACAAUGCUUUGACUGCGAUUAUCCUUGCAGUGUUUCUUGUCAUUCCAGUCGGAUCAUUUAUUCACACUAUAUUCUUCUAUGAUUCUGGAGCGCUAAGAGUACAAAAAGUUCGAUCGUCUUCGCCUUUGGCAAUGCAUCUUUCAUCUGGAGCGAUCAUAACGCAUUUGGACGACAUCGAUCUCACAGAAUCUACCUCAAAGAGUGGUGAGAAGCGAUCAUUGUUGUGGGAUCAAUACCUGGCGUACGAGCAGACCGACACAGUAUCUCCAGUCGUAGAUCAAGGCUGGUGUGUGGCACCACAUAUAUGGAAAAGCAGUCCGGCCACUUGCUGUGAAAAGUUCGUUGGCGGACAAACACAGAGGAGUACAGAAGAUGACAGUACGAGUGCUUUAGGUACAAAAUUGUGCUUUGUGACUAAUGAUCGUACUCAAGGACGAUGUUAUGAUCCAGUCUUUUUGGUGGAGGGAAAAGCAGAGCGAUGUAUAGCCUCAUGUCCUUUCACAGAUGUGAAUGGAUACCCCGCCGAAUCCAUCUGUGUUCGACCUGAUAGCCGCGAAGAGCUUUUGAGAAUCACAGUGCAAGAACAAAUGGCCGGAAAGACGAAAGAGAGAGUUGUCCUAUUUCAAGGAAAUCGCUAUGCCGUUCAUUUGGCUCUGGAUGUUUCACCUUAUGCGUUCCGAUUAUGGUCAGGAUUUCGUUGGCCAGGUCGUUUGUUCAAUUUGAUGUCGAUGAUCUUCAAUUACUCGCUAACCUUGAGUGUAGCGAUGGCUUUAUUCAACAUGUUACCUUUGCCGACUUUGGACGGUGACGUUUUCUUGACCAUGCUUUUUGCAUAUUGGUUCUCUCCGCUGGAUCAAAGCGCCAGCGUAAAUGGUGUGGAGCAGCACAGGAAGGCAGAUGAUAGACUUUCAAGCUCAAAUGUAGCAGAGGAUUCGCUAUCCAAGUCUCGGCACAAUAGACAAGGCAGCAUGAGUGAAUCAGCACGAAACAGAGCAAACGGAGGGUCCAAUGGUACAUCCUCCAAAAGAGAUGAUGAUGAGCGAGGGGCAGCGAAGAAGCCGGCAUUUCAACCUCGUAAACCAAGGAUAUAUGUUCAGUCGGGAACAAUAUCUCAGAUUCACAAGAGGAUCAAUUGGGCAACUUUAUUCUUGACAAUCUUUGUCUUUGGCGGGUCUGUUGUUAUGCAUAUCAUAAAAACGGAUUGAUGAUACCAGAUCUAUUGUACAAUUAUUGCAAUACAAAUGCUAAAUGUAUAAUACAAUUUUAUGUUUGUGUAUAGAAGUACAAGGCAUUCAGAUCAUCCUUUCCUUUGACUAGGUCGAAGAAGAUUGCGUCUUAUCCUACGCUUUUUCAUAUCAAUCACAACUUCUUCUUCGGC